CCAGUCGCCUGUCCCUUCCGGUGGCAUGGAGCAGUCUUCUCCCGCCGCCGAAGUCGUACAUCAGCCUCUGCAUUGUAACGAAACCGGGCAGCCUGUGCCCGCUACGAAUAGCAAGGACCAAGAUCUGACUUCUACAGAAACAGUCGGGUUUCCUCCCGUUGCGGGAGUGGUGGACCAAAGUGUUCUCGUUGCGAAGGGCACGAAGCAGUCUGUGUCCCUGAGGGAGAUUAGUCAGUCUCUCCCCGCCGCUGAGGGCGUGGGCCAGACUCUGCUCUCUGGAGAAACGGACGGGUCACCUGCGACGGGAGACAAUAAUUCGUCUCCGCUCAUUCAGGAAGCGGACCAGUCCGCUUUUUAUGCAGAUGCCGCGAACCGGCCUCCCGGCUGUGAAGGACGGGAUCAACCUCCCGCUGCAGACGAUAUGCACCGGUCUGAUGAGGCUGCGGAAGACCUGGGUCAGCCUGUGGUAUCUGGUGACGACGUAGCUCAGUCGUCAAACAUCGGGGGCUCUGGUGAAACGCGCGUCUCUGAUAGCGGUGUUGAAAGUGCUAGUGCUGCUGAUGCCACGGCCGAGGUCAGUUCCGGCCUGGUUGCUGCAAGUGCGAUCCGGGCGGCGACGGAAGGCCUUGACCGGCAGCAGGUGUCGACCGAACCCAGGCGCCAGUCGUCUUCCUCUUCUGACUGUACCGGCGCGGCGACAGGCGCAGGACCGGGCUCUUCGGCCAGCGCCCCAGCCCCGGCUGCGGAGGGCGACCAGUCGGGAGCGGGGUGGACAUCUGGGGAUUCGUCGCUCGACGGGCCCGACGUCGGUCGCCCAUCCGACACGCCGCACCAGCCGCCGGAGCGCGGCCGCCCGUCCCCCAACGUCAGCUACUGCGUGCUGUGCUGGGACGGCGGCGAGCUGCUGCUCUGCGACUACUGCGAGCGCGCCUUCCACCGUGAAUGCUACGUCGGUCCUGCGGACCACUCUGACAGGGGGCCGUGGCAGUGUCUGAUGUGCCGCGUUAUGCCGACCCCCACGAGUCCGCUGGAGCGGCGCGUCGGUGACCAGAUGAGCACAGAGGACAUGACGUUAGCCCGUCGUUUGCUGAUGGAGCUCUAUGCAGCGUACUAUUCGUCCAUGUACUUCAAAAGCCUGGAGAAUCUAUCGCUGAGGCGCUCAGAGAGCACAUUUUCCCGGCGUUGGGUGAAGCAUAUUCAGACGCGGGCUGAGACCGAAAUGGGGAAGGGCUUCAGCAAGGAGACGGCCUUCUACUCCAGUAUGCACAUCAUCUGCCAACCAUUGAGGGAGAUCAUCGAGUAUGGGAAGAUCGCACGACCCACCUGGCUGGACCAGGUCAGGGACCGGCUGGUCGCAGAGGGCCUCUCCACGCUCAUGGGCUGGCUCCGCGACCUGGAGACGCUCGUGGAUCACAGCACAUCCUCGGAGAACGGCUCACCUGUCCACAAGUACCUGGAGGGGACGAGAGAGGCAUUCAAGCAGUUCAUGCUGCAGCACUUGCGCGUCGCCUGGCUCGAGUUGGACGCGAUGUCGGACGAGAAAUGGCGGCCAGCCGACUGUCCGGAUGAGGCCAACAAAACAAAGUCAAAGACAUGGUGCCCCAAGGUACGCUGCGCUGUUAAGAAAUAGAGAUAGAAAUGGAGAAGUCGCGGCAGGGGGUAUGACGUCACUACGCAAGGCUGGUACAACAUCACUGUCCCGUUGUGAUGUGAUGUGAUGUGAUGUGAUGUGAUGAUGUGAUGUGAACCGGACCCAGAUGUGGACCGGACUAUGUCAAAUAUCUCAGGCCUUAUAUCACUCAGAUGUGAAGAUGUGGUGGACGAUGGUCUUUGGGAGGAGAUUGAUCGUGAUGAGAUGGUCCAUGGGAGGAGAUUGAUCGUGAUGAGUCGAGAAGAGAAGUCGCCUGUGUCGCCAGCCGAGUGACUGCGUGCGCACACUUACCAUGUCUGGAUUAGUGAAGGCGUGUGCCUCUGUUUAUGCGCUGAUUGUAUGGGCUGUGUGAUGCCGCUGAAUCGCCAUUAUUAUGUCACCAUCGGCUGAGCGUGUAGUUGCUGGGCAAAACGAACAACCGCAAAGAACGUGGUGACGAGGGCUCUGCAUCUGUGAUAUCGGCCGUAAGGCGAGUGCUAACCAAGACCUGUUCCUGUCGCGAUUCGCAUUUCGUUGCUUUGUAUUCAGAUAUUAGCCUUUGAUACUCAGACGCGUGUUCCGCUGGCGGGUAGCCAGUGUGAGAAGAUGUGCCCAGAUGCGCCCUCAGCCUGUUCCGCCAGGCAGACGUUGACUGUUUAAUAGAAAAAG
Pollicipes pollicipes is the source of this 2299-nucleotide messenger RNA. RefSeq names its product transcription intermediary factor 1-alpha. The record is from RefSeq and is a predicted model, not a curated record. Bases 26 to 1630 code for a protein of 534 amino acids. Gene Ontology annotation, cellular component: nucleus. Lineage: Eukaryota; Metazoa; Arthropoda; Thecostraca; Pollicipedomorpha; Pollicipedidae. Gene Ontology annotation, biological process: regulation of transcription by RNA polymerase II. The transcript is spliced from 5 exons. Gene Ontology annotation, molecular function: DNA-binding transcription factor activity, RNA polymerase II-specific.